AAAUGGCAAGAUGACAACGACAGAAUUAGAGAAAAACUGCUCAGCCUGAUUGGCAAAAUUGGAAAGGACGCUAAAGUUGCAAAAACAACCACAAGGGUGCUAGAGCUUUUGUGGGACCUGGCUCACUUACCUUCCCUGAGCACCAGCUUGAUAGAACAAGCUCUGGAUGAGCAUCAUGCCAUCUUGUCUGACUCCUACAGUGUCAAGGAACAGGUCAAGCUUCAGUAUGUCAACAAAUGUGUGGAUGACAUUAAAAAG
Messenger RNA from Candidula unifasciata, 258 nucleotides. The record is from the annotation of a GenBank genome assembly. NCBI's taxonomy places the organism in Eukaryota, Metazoa, Mollusca, Gastropoda, Stylommatophora, Geomitridae.